Harpegnathos saltator (Jerdon's jumping ant) is the source of this 7029-nucleotide messenger RNA. RefSeq names its product Brefeldin-resistant Arf-GEF family protein schizo (gene siz). Lineage: Eukaryota; Metazoa; Arthropoda; Insecta; Hymenoptera; Formicidae. Gene Ontology annotation, molecular function: guanyl-nucleotide exchange factor activity. The transcript is spliced from 9 exons. Gene Ontology annotation, biological process: regulation of ARF protein signal transduction; actin cytoskeleton organization. The record is from RefSeq and is a predicted model, not a curated record. Bases 1403 to 4318 code for a protein of 971 amino acids.
GGCGGUCCGCGCGAUUCGAUUCCAAUAGGAGACGAGCAUCCGCGAAGCAAAGGUCCUAUUUUCAGGCCGAAGGCCGGACGCUCAUCUCGCGAGUGUCAUCUCGUUACACAUCGCAAACCAAGUUUUUGAAGUCUUUAUCGCGCAACAUCCCUUUAUAUUUCCCGACAGCCCGACAGCUCUGGAUUCGCACCCGGACAGAUAUUACACGUACCUUGCAAACACUGCGAAGCGUGAAAAGUACCGACAACAUUCGACGGAAAAAUAAGUCGAGUAAACACAAAACAUCCAAAUUCCGAUGAUGAAGAAAGACCGUAUACGCACUUUCGUAGGAAUAAAUAAAUCAUUCAAUCGACAAAUAAAUAAACAAACAAAUCUAAAUUCAAGGCGCAUGAAGAGCAGCGCAAAUAAAAAUAAAAGCUUGUCGCGGUAAAAGUAAAUAUAAAAAUCCUAGCCCCAAGCCCGAGGAGUAUCGCAGACUUCCGAGUAGAAGUAACUAGAUAAAUUCAGACCGCAAAACUAAAGUACGCUAGCUGCUCAUAGACACCCUCGCGACGGAAACGAUGACCGAGCCGCUGCGCCAGGGCGGAAAUGAAGCGCGCCCGACUCCCGACAGAAUCUUCCGCUUCGUGUGCCGCUUCGGUCCUCGACACUUGUGACGUUACAUCGCGAUACUCUCGCUUCCAUGCACCCACGACAGCCCGAUGGGACCGAGUUCUCGCGAGACGUUCGCUGAGACGAGCUUGUCAAAUCGGGAUAGAUCGUCGUAGACUCUGCGCGGCGCGUCUUUCCAGUCUCGAUUCUGCUUCGCGGUUGAACCGCGAGAGACAACCCGCGCGCGUCGUCGUCGUCGUCGUCGUCAUCACGUCGCGUCACGUCUAUCGGAGACCAGCGUAGCACGGCGAGGUGGGGUACAGAUAUAGCCAGUCCGACGGUUUCGACGUGAACAUCCAACCCACCGUCGGCCGCUCGCAGCUCGGCUCGGCUGGCUCGCUCGCUCGUUCGCUCGCUCGCAUCGCCAGUCAAGCUGAAACCGCGAAGGACCGCGAUAGGAGAGUACGCGGCGCGCACGCGUGCCGCUCACGGCUGUCGAGCGUUUCACCGUGUUUCUCGACGCCGCGAUAUAGAUUGCGGCGGUGGGCUGACUCUCCGCGAUACACAGUGCAGCCGCGGUGUGACCUGUCAAGCUCUGACCUCCGUCGAAGCCCGCGACCCUCGGAGGGUGCGGCCGUUCUCGGCCGGGGGGCGUGCUGCUUUCGGUGUUUGUGCUUUCGGCGAUAAACGCGUACGAGGUGAAACGAGGCGCGAGCGCGAGCGCGGAGAUGCGCGAUAACGCACGGUGACGCGCGUGCUGCACGGCUGUUUGGCGGCCGCAUACGCCUUCCCGCCGAAGGUGGAGAGACCGAUGGCGUCGCACAGCACGACCGCGAGCCAACACGGCCAUGGCAACAGUAUGCAGCACGGCGCGUACUCUUCCGGCAGUCAAACCUCCCUGUCGACGUCCUACAUCACCGGCCAGUCCUACAUGCAGGGUCAGAGCUACGCGUCGCACGGGCCGUACCCCAGCGCGAGCGUGCAGGUCUAUCCGCACAGCACGGCCUACUCGCAGCCGCAGAGCUACGGCACCAUGGUGCAGGGCUACGGCGGGCAACCGCAGUCGGCCACCGGUUAUCAGCAGAAUCACCUGAAGAAGGGAUCGGUCCGCAACGGCGACGUGUUGAAGAGAUGCCGGCUGCAGACCGCGUACGAAUUGUCGCAGGAUCUGCUCGACAAGCAGAUCGAGAUGCUGGAGCGGAAGUACGGCGGCGUGAAGGCGAGGAACGCGGCGUUGACGAUCCAGCGUGCCUUCCGGAGGUAUACCUUGUUGAAGAAGUUCGCGGCGAUUACGGCGAUGGCCAAGGCGGAGAAGCGACUGAGCAGGAAGCUUCAGGAGGCGACGGAGCGCUCCGGCAACCUCAACGAUCACGAGCGAAUGGUCUACCACAGCCACCAGAUAUACAUACAGCAGCCGCAAUCCGCCAACAGACCGAUGCCGAUCCGAAGCAUGUCUCUGAGAGAGAGGCGGCACGUGGACAGUUCCCAGUCGCCGAUACCGAGAAGCCAGAGCGGCAGAUGCGAGAUUCAAGUGAGCGGCGGCGGCGGCGGCGGUGGUCAUCAUCAGCAUCCGGCGAAUCACAGCCUGCAUCAGAGUGGCGGCGGCAGACAUACGCCUUCGUUGGCGCCUAGCCCGUGCAACAGACACCAGCAAUUACCGCCGAGUCCCUGCUGGGAAUCGAGCUCCCAGGAGAGCGGCUCCAGUAUCCAUUACUACAAUCCACAGGAGGCCCUGUGCGGCCUGAGACAAGAGACACCGCCGAGGGACCUGCUGCGGACGCCGUGCACCUCGCCGUCGACGCCGCAUAAUCUGCAGACGACGAUAUCACAGAACUGGAACAAUGCCAGCCAGCUGGGUCCAGGUAGAACAAGAGGUUCCGGCAAGAAGAUCCCGCCGGAAGUGCCGAAGAGAACGUCCUCCAUCACGUCGAGAUCCAUGGAGCCGCGUCACAAUGGUCUCAGCAAGAGCGUGGAGAACGGCAGUCUCAGUUCGGUGCAGAGCUCCGGCAGCGACUCCACCAACUGCGAGAGCUCCGAGGGCGACGCUCAGCGAGGCUCUCCGGUCUGGAAGCACAAGGGGAUCUCGAGCUCGCCGGAACAUCAGGAGUGUGCGAGUCAUGCCGCGGACGCGACGACGAUCGCCAGCAACGUGAAGGAGCUCGGCCACUCGCACGCCAGCUCCGGCUACCAGCUUCCUCUGAUGGAUCAUACGGAGAGUCUGCCGCAAACCAGCUACAAGGUCUCGGAGACGGUGAGAAAGCGCCAGUACAGAGUCGGCCUAAAUCUCUUCAAUAAGAAGCCGGAGAGAGGGAUCAGUUACCUCAUCAGACGCGGAUUUCUGGAGAACAGCCCGCAGGGGGUUGCGCGAUUCUUGAUCAGCCGAAAGGGUCUGUCCAAGCAAAUGAUCGGGGAGUACCUCGGGAACUUGCAGAACACCUUCAAUAUGGCGGUACUCGAAUGCUUCUCGCACGAGUUGGAUCUCUCCGGGAUGCAGGUGGACGUCGCCCUGCGAAAGUUUCAAGCCUACUUCAGGAUGCCCGGCGAGGCGCAGAAGAUCGAGCGGCUGAUGGAGGUGUUCAGUCAACGUUACUGCCAGUGCAAUCCUGACGUGAUAUCGAGGCUGCGCUCGCCGGACACUGUUUUUGUCCUUGCUUUUGCCAUUAUCAUGCUUAAUACGGACUUGCAUACGCCGAACCUGAAGCCCGAACGCCGAAUGAGACUCGAGGAUUUCGUGAAGAAUCUCCGAGGCAUCGACGAUUGCGGCGACAUAGACAGAGACAUCCUAGUCGGCAUUUACGAAAGGGUGAAGGAUAACGAAUUCAAGCCAGGCUCCGACCAUGUGUCGCAAGUAAUGAAGGUCCAGGCCACCAUCGUUGGAAAGAAGCCAAACAUGGCGCUACCGCAUAGAAGACUGGUCUGCUACUGCAGGCUCUAUGAAAUACCGGACAUUCACAAGAAAGAGAGACCGGGCGUUCAUCAGAGGGAGGUCUUCCUCUUCAACGAUCUGCUUGUCGUCACCAAGAUCCUCAGCAAGAAGAAGAACAGUGUAACUUACACCUUCAGGCAGAGCUUCCCGCUCUGCGGUAUGAUAGUUACGCUGUUCGAGGUCCCUCAUUAUCCAUACGGGAUAAGACUGUCUCAGCGCGUCGACGGGAAGGUUCUAGUCACAUUUAACGCUCGAAACGAGCACGACAGAUGUAAAUUCGUGGAAGACCUCAGGGAGUCUAUCAGCGAGAUGGAUGAGAUGGAGACUCUGCGCAUUGAGACCGAAUUGGAGAGGCAAAAGAGCAGCAGAGGCGCACGAGGCGGCGCGGAGAAUAGGGAUUCUGGCGUCGCGGACGUGGAGAUAUGCCCAUGUCCGGGAACUUGUUCGGAGAGAGCAGAGACGGUCGAUGUCGACACGCAAUUGAAACGUUCCGCCCUCAGUAAUUCCUUGCUCGACAUACACGAGCAGUUUGCUGGUGAAAAGCCGCAGCGCCGUGGAAGCGUGGGUUCUCUAGAUAGCGGUAUGUCUAUUUCCUUUCAAUCUACUUCUGCCAGCUCAAUGAGCCAAGGCAUUAAGCACCCCGGACAAGUCCAUCCUAUUCAUCCAGGGUCUACGAUCCCUGGCGGUGGUAAGGGACUGGCUCAGCAGCCGUCUUUUUUAGGGGGUCUCUUUGCCAAACGAGAGCGAAAGCUAUCGCAAUCUGAAGAGUCCGGUCCUUACAGUCGCACCACGGAAGUAUAAUGUAACUCUUCCAAGUCGUAAAUAAGGUAUCUUUUAACGACACCUCUUUGUAUACCCGAUUCUCCUCUAGCGCGCUUUGUGUGUUCUCCGACGAGAUCGCCGACGAGGCGGCGGCGGCGGUGUUUCUUUUCCGACGCAACGGCGACAACAAUUCUAAAUAGCAAUAAUCAUUCACUCCGAUAUCUAUUCGUGUUGAUGAGAUUGUAGGUCGUCAUUCUUCGCCGUUCGGUAUCAUCGUGCGAUUAUCUCUCGAACUCGAGGUGAGAUGAGGAGGCGGGAAAGCGCGCGCGUUGUAUAAUACACAAGCAGCGAGACUGCCGUGAGAAACUUCAAUUAGUGUACGUAAGUAGAGUUUAGUGUCAUUUUAUACGUACAUCACACACGAAGCGCGCUAAAGCGAACGACAGCUAAAGCGGUCGAGCGCGGAUGUAGAGCUGAGUCCACAUUAAGGGCGCGAGAGUUUGCGAAUCGGAUUGGGCAGGAUCCAAUCGAGAUCACCUGGCAUAUUUAAGCAGAAAGAAAAAUUCUAACUCAUCCCCCUUACCCUCUCCCUCGCCCUACCCGUUCUCUCAGCCCUUCCUCUUUCCCAGUCCCCUCCCAUCUUCGAAACGUGUAUAGUAUUUAUUCAUCUGAGAAGAAGAAGAAGAAGAAGAAGAAGAAGAAGAAGAAGAAGAAGAAGAAGAAGAAGAAGAAGAAAAAGAAGAAGAAGAAGAAGAAAUGGACAUUUUUUUCAUACUGUAUUUAUAAUUUUACCGGACCGCGAUUCGAACGAUAGACAAGUGUAUGUGUGUGUGUGUGUGUGUGUGUGUGUGGAUAAUCGUCACACCUUCGCUUAGUUCUACACUCUUGAUAGUUGGGCGUUAGUGAGUAAAGCAGAAACCUAAUUGAAGAGAGAGAGAAUCGUGUAAAAGUCACACUUUAUCGGAGAGUAUUUUAUUGAGGAAGCCGUAGGCUCCGCGCGCAUCGCUAUCGGCAAGUAUUAUCACGAUUGUCGGAUUCGAGUUUAAUUGUAAAUAGUAGACGUAAUGAUAUAUCCCUCGAACGAGUUAUCACGUGUAACAAAAGAAAGUUUGCGUAAGGGAGAAAAAAAGAAUCGAUAAGCAAUCUCUAUUGAUGUUAGGUGCAUGUUGAUGUCUAACGAUUUUUAUCAUUGAAAAAAAAAAAAACGUGAAGUUUGAAUGUAGCAGUGAGAUAAGACUUAACAUAUAAAUCGUGUUUGUCAUUAUAGCGACCUACUUGGUAAUCACUCUCACGAGAAGUAGUUUUGCUUAUUGUAUGUUGAAAUUUUGACUCAAAGUUGUUCGAAUUUCCGCUAAGGAGAACCGGCAUGUUGAAUAUAUCCGCGAGCGUUUAAUUCGUUUCUCGUUCGGCUACGGGCAGACGAUUGUAGAUCGUAAACGUCGUAAGAGUAAACGCGUAUAGGCUAUAAGAAGACACAACGCGCAAGAAGAAUAUCAAGAAAUUAAAACCAAAAAGAAGAUAGAAAUAUAUAUAUAUAUACACACGUACCACACAUAUACACACACAUACACACACACACACAACACACACACAAAUGAGACAAAGAAGAACGCGCAUGCCUUAUAUACUGCCACGAUAAAACCUCGCGCGACCGAGAGACGAACUAACGAGAUCUUUAGGUACGUAGAAUGGUCGGGAGUUUUUCCAAGAGCAAGUGGAAUUGUAACGACGAACCGACGGUAAUCCGUGUACAUAAAGCGCUGAUCGCGACAUCAGCCAGCUGUAAACAAGCAAGGGCGUUCAUUAAUUUAACGAUUAUCUCCCGUUAAAGCAACGCACCGAUAUAUGUAAGAGGAGAGUGUUUAAUAUAUUUAUUUUAAGUUUUACCCUCAUGUAUUCUGUGCGCUGUCCCUUCAUUUCUUUCUUUUUAAAGUAUUGUGAAUCUUAACACGUGUUUUUAACCACGAGAGGAAGAGAGAGGGGGAAGAGAGAGAGAGAGAGAGAGAGAGAGAGAGAGAGAGAGAGAGAGAGAGAGAGAGAGACCAAAGGAUUUCCGUAAUACACAAGAAGGAGGAGGGAUGCUUUUUCGGUCGACCGUAGUUUCGAUCAGCAAUCAAUUCUGUAAUCAGCAUUAACCCUCAAUUUAACGUCGUAUCUCGUAAAACACACACAUGUGGCACGUAUCAAUGUGCGACGAUCGAAAUGUUGUUCAAAACAAGGCAACUAUACACGGAUACUGAGCAAGAUCCGAUGAUGUAUAUGUGACUUUUUUGAAAAUUUUUCACGUGGCAAGGUACCGUCAAAUUAAGGGUUACCCUAAAUUUAAGAUCCAUCGGCAAGAUAGACGCGCGUUGCGGUCGAUCAAAGACAUUCCAUGCGCAUCAAUUCUACACGCGAUCAAAGGCAUUCUCGCAAACUGUCGGUAUUUCGCGAAGAUUUUGAGAGAGAGAGAGAGAGAGAGAGAGAGAGAGUCUAUUUGCGAUCGUGAGAUGAGAGAAAGUGGAAUCGACAACCGUCAUUAGAGAUACAUAAGUACGUUGCGCUAACAAAACUUUUUAUACACCAUUGCAUGAUCGACUACGUUUUAACUCUGUGCUUACCACGUCUACUAAUAUUGUUAUCAAUUCGACUCUUGAUACGAACGACGACUCGUAAUGCUAAUGCACUUUUUAACGUUGUAAUCGAUCGAAUGUUGAAGUACUCCGUACUAUUUAUAACUCUAAUAAAAAGAAAAAAGAAAAAAAAAACAG